Salvia hispanica is the source of this 1466-nucleotide messenger RNA. The record is from RefSeq and is a predicted model, not a curated record. Lineage: Eukaryota; Viridiplantae; Streptophyta; Magnoliopsida; Lamiales; Lamiaceae.
UUGAUCUCGGAUGACUCUGUAUUAGCCUUAAGAGAUAUGCAUGGAGAUAAUCCACUGCACGCUGCUGCAGUGAUGGGGAACUACGAGGCCGCGGAAAUGCUGGUCACCAGAUAUCCUGACUUGCUCUACCAUUCAGACUGUGUUGACAGAUUCCCCCAUCACUUAGCAGCUUGUUGCGGUCAUAAGAACAUUCUUCAGUUGUUGAUUUCCAAAACCAAUCAUAAUCAUCUCAACAAUCCAUUUGCUGGUGAUGCAGGAUGUGAUCUUCUAGAUUUGAUGAUUUGUGCUGACUUUUUCGAUAUAGCAUUGGAAUUGGUUCACAAGUAUCCUUAUAUGGUCAGGAUGAAUCCUGAGGCUAUUAGUACAGUUCUGGUUAAGAUAGCAGAGAAGGCCACAACAUUCUGUGUCGACGAUCAAUUCAGCUUUUGGAAACGUCUCAUAUACUGGUGUAUUUUGAAGAUGAAUAUGAAGCCAAAAUCAUUUGACAUUGAGAACCAAACUAUUCUAGAUACAGAGCAUCCAUGGUGGCGCAAACUUGUUCUCAAAUUGCACUCUGCGUUCGGCAUUAAUAAGAUAAUGCUGCGUGAGAAAGCACUCGAGCUUGUGAAAUGCUUAUGCAAACACAUGAAAUCGUUAGACUAUGAUACUGCAUCAGAGAUUUGCCGAAAAACCAUUCUAGCCGCAGCCAAAACAGGAAAUCGUGAUGUUGUAGAAGAAAUUGUAGAGGUUUAUCCUCUUGCAAUUUAUUUUACGGAUUCUUCUGGUCAGAGUGUUAUCCGCUUGGCCGUCAAGAACUGCUGUGAGAAAGUGUUCAAUCUCUUGUAUCAAAGCAGACCAUAUGACUAUUCAAAUGAAACCGACAAUUCUGGUAACUCUAUUCUUCACUUGGCCGCACGUUUGGCACCCACUCACAAGCUCAAUUUAGUAUCGGGCGCAGCUCUCCAAAUGCAGCGUGAAUUACAAUGGUUUCGGGAAGCUGCCAUCACAGUUCCCGGCGGCAACAAACAAGACUCUCCUUAUCCUAUCCACAACUCAACUGCGUUUACAGUAUUUGCAGUUUCAGAUGCAGUUUCGCUCUUUACAUCCACCACUUCGCUCUUGAUGUUCUUGUCCAUCCACACAUCACGAUAUGCAGAAGAAGAUUUUUUAAAUGCUUUGCCCAAGCGACUAUGCAUCGGUCUAUUCACCCUUUUUGUCUCCAUCCUAUUCAUGAUGAUUGCCUUUAGUGCGACGGUGUAUCUAGUGUUUGGGCGGAAGAAGUCGUGGGUUCUGUUGCCUGUGGGUGCACUAUCUUGUCUGCCCAUUUCUUCAUUCGUGCUGCUGCAGUACCCACUUCUCAGGGAUGUCAUUUCUUCCACUUAUGGCCAUGGCAUUUUCGGCAAGCAGAAGGAUCGUCCAUUUCCCUAACACACCACUUCAAGAUAUAUCGUUACUUCUCUUGUAUUUUUUUCAUAUCCGGACUCUGA